This is a messenger RNA of Micropterus dolomieu (smallmouth bass), 1546 nucleotides long. It is a transcript of the gene aagab, whose product is annotated as alpha and gamma adaptin binding protein. The coding region runs from base 125 to 1087 and encodes 320 amino acids. The transcript has 10 exons. The record is from RefSeq and is a predicted model, not a curated record. Lineage: Eukaryota; Metazoa; Chordata; Actinopteri; Centrarchiformes; Centrarchidae.
UUAAUGUUAAGAUUGCACCGGAAGAGACCGUCGCGGCGGCUCAGUCAGAGUUGAAAGGCUACCAAAGUUGGUUAACGUUACGAUAAGCUAGCAGCUGGAAAAGCUGGUCUCAAAUAUUAGCAUAAUGUCAACUACAGAAGAAGACACAGAUCUUACUAUUCCAUGUGUCCUCAUCACUAGCGCUGACAGUGGUUUUAAAGAAGAAGAGCUGAUAAAACAAAUCCUCAGUUCGAAGACUUUGCCCGAACCGACAAAGACAGAAGAAACCGUAGCCUGGUAUCCAUGGACCAUCAACAACAAAUAUUAUACAGCAGAUGUCAGGCUAUGUGUUGUACCAAGCACUUUUCAAAUGUCAUCGGAGAUCGCCCAGUCCAUGCAGGCUUUCAUCGCUUAUUUUGACAGUACAGUGAAGGAUGGUCUGGAAAAGCUACAUCCUUGGAUAUCAGUGGUGGAAGAUCUUGCUCCAGAGGUGCUCAUUCUGGUGUGUGACAGAGUCAGUGAAAAUGGGGUCACCAGACAUGAAGCACAGCAGUGGUGUUUGGCUCAUGCCUUUGAGCUGGUGGAGCUCAAUCCACAGGAGUUGCCAGAUGAGGAUGAUGACUUUCCAGAAUCCACAGGUGUAAAGAGAAUUGUCCAGGCUCUCAAUGCCAAUGUGUGGUCCAGUGUGGAGAUGAAGGAUGGGCACAAUCAAGGCUUUGGUCUGAUGAGUAGUUUGGUGGCCUCUAGACACAACAACCCACGAAACUGUCCACAAGAUCCACCAUCUUCCAGCUUGCCAGUAGAGGGCCCACGUGUUAGUGAGGAAGAUAGCCAUACAGAAAGUAGUGCAAACACACAGGGAGACGCAGUAGUUGAUGCAAUGACUGAUUUGGACAUUCAGGAACUUGCUAAUCUCACAGCUGGAGAUGCAGAUGUGGAUAAUUUUGAACGCCUCUUUACUAAACUAAAAGAGAUGAAAGACAAAGCUUCGUCACUACCUCAUGAGCAGAGAAAGGCUCAUGCAGAAAAGGUAGCAAAAGCAUUUUGGAUGGCCAUCGGUGGCGAUGAAGAUGAGAUAGACGGGUUAUCAUCGGGUGAGGAAAGCUAAAAGUAGCUACCUGUGACUUAGUCUUUUUACUCCUGAUCCUCCUCCUUUCCUGGGGCUCCCACAAGAUCCAGUGCCCUUUGACUUGCAUGUGGCACCUGGAAAGCGGAGAUGCUUACAGAUUGUACUGUAGGCAUAGUCAUGUUUAGAAACUUUUGAUUCUUAAAAUGAAACGAUUGCAAUACUGGUCUAUAGUGAAAAGCAGUUGUAUGUCUUGAUUAGGGAGAGAAGAGAGGCAACAGAUGGCCCUGACCCUCAGUUUUCUCCCCUGGGCCCCUCUCUUUGCUCUAAGCCCUGAGUGAACCUCAAGACAUAAUGGUGUUGCAGGUGUUAAAACUAAAUUAAAUUAUGUGGGUUUUGGUUUAUGUCUGUUCUUUUAGUUACAGUUGUCAUAAUGUGCCUUAUCCUUGUAAGACAUUUAAUGCACAUUCUGUUGAAUCAACAUAAAGACUUGUCAUUUUA